CUCGGAGCUACAGGGAAGGAGGGGCUGCCGGCGAGCUUCCCCCGCCUCAUUUGAAGCAGGAAGGCGGAGCCUCCACUGCAGGCCGCAGCGGAAGGCCGAGCCGCAGAGGAGGCGGCGGCGGCGGCGUGAGGCAACAGCAGCAGCAGCAGCAGCCGGCAUGUCUCACGAGUCUCCUCUCUGCAAGCCCUCCAGCCCGAGCAACCCCCGGGUGUUUCUCGAUGUGGACGUUGGGGGAGAACGAGGUGCGGGCGGGGAGAGGCGAAAUGGCAGAGAGGUUGGGGGGGGCGGGGAGGAGAAGAGGCGGCGGAAAGCGCGCGCGGAAGGUUCCCCGGCGGCGGGAAGGGCGCGAGGGGCAGGAGGGAGGGAGAGAGUGUCCGGCCUAGCCGAGGCCCGGCAAGCAGGUGGUCGGAGGACCGUGUGCUGCUGCCGCCGCCGCCGCCGCCGCCGCUGUCCAAUGUUCUGCAAGCUCUGCCUUAGCCAACAGGGCGGGCAGCGGGAGGAAGCGGCGCUGCCCCCGGAUCUUUUGUAUCGUUUCCCCCUCGCCCGAGUGGGAAUUCUCCCUCAGGCCGCCGCCGCUGCAGGGAGAGCAGCGCACCCGUAGCGCGCGGCGUAUAUAUAGUAAAAUAUUGGGGAAGCGGGUUGGCGGAGACGGGACCACUUAAGGACCCUUCCUCCGCUUUCCCCAUAAUUAAAAAACAAAUAAACCCAAAUUAGAAUAAAUCCCGCGAAGUCCCUCACUGCACAAACAAGACUAGAGAAAAAACGUACUGCCCCAUCCUGCUUUAUAUGUUAAAUAUAAAAUAGGUUUUUUAAAAAAAUCCCCUCAGAAUAAGCGAUUCCCUCAUCAGCAACCUGGAGUGGUAUGUUCGAGGAAAAGCUUUUACCACUUUGUUGCGUGUAUUUGUGUAAACCUUGACUCUCCAGAUUUAAAGAAUGCUAAGGCAGGCUAGAAAAUUCCAGAACUAAUUUCUUUUUCCUGGCUUGAACUACAGAAAUAUUGUAAAAAAAUAUAUAUAUCGCCUUCUAGUGUUACCGUAUUUUUUGCCCUAUAGGACGCACUUUUUCCCCUCCAAAAAUGAAGGGGAAAUGUGGGUGCGUCUUAUGGGGCGUAUACAGGCUUUCGCUGAAGCCUGGAGAGCGAGAGGCUCUCGCUCUCCAGGCUUCAGGAAGCUCUGCGCAACCCUCCGGAGCCCGGCGCCAAGCCGCGCCGGGCUCCGGAGGGUUGCGCAGAGCUGCCUGCGCUCCCGGGCUUCGCGCAGCUCUGCACAACCCUAGGGAGCCCGGCGGGAAGCUGCGCCGGGCUCCCAAAGGUUGCGCAGAGCUGUCUGCAUUCCGAAGCCUCGGGCGCGCUCUUUAGCGCGCCCGGGCUUCGCACAGCUGUCCGCAAGCCUGGGGAGAUCGGCGCGGCUCCCUAGGCUUGCGGAUAGCAGGCUGUUCUGGGGGCUGGGGUCGGGGGAAGCUCAGGCUUCCCCUGCGCCAGUCCCGUGCCUGGGGGGAAAAUUUUUUUUUUCUUUAUUCCCCCCCCCAAAAAAACUAGGUGCGUCCUAUAGGGCGGUGCGUCCUAUGGGGUGAAAAAUACGGUAUAUAUCGGUUCAUUUCGCCCAGUAACAUGCCUGCACAGAUUCUGAUUUUGAGGAAAGGGUCACAUAACAGCUCUUGUGAGUGGAAAGCCUGAGGUCAGGAUACUUUAAUAGAGAACCAUAGAAUUGUAGAGUUGGAAGGGACCAUGAGGGUCAUCUACUCCAACCCCCUGCACUGCAGGAAUCUUUAGCCCAACUUGGCACUCAAACCCACAACCCUGAGAUUAAGAGUCUCAUGCUCUUAUCACUUGAUCUGUCCCAGAUGUGAAUGAUCUGAAUGCCAACAUUGCUUCCCUUCUAUUAAAUUUCCUUUUUGGUGUGUGAUUUUUGUUUACCUCUUUCCGUGCAAAGUAAGAGUUUCCCCAUCACAUUGAGGUUGGAGCUCCCUAAAAUGCAGUGCUUGGGCAGAUGCAGAAUUGAAUUAAUUCAUAACAUGGCAUGUAACAGCUAUAUCAGGUUUCAGAAACAAGGCAUGGCCUCAAAUUAAUGGCAGCAAUCAAGAAUCAGUGUUCCCAUUCUGAUCAGAAGUACUUUGGAAUGGAAAAAGCUGGUCUUUAAAAAAACGCAUUGUAUAAUCUUCAAUGCACUUGUCAAGGCAAAACAAAUGGCCUAAGGCAGACUAUCAAAUUUGUGUUGAUUAGGAUUUUUCUAACCGUAUGCAUACAGACUAGUAACACCACCAACAAGCGGAACCCAAGGUGAACAAUGGGCCUCUCCCAUGUUAUUAAUAAAUAGUGGCACUGAGUCAAGUGCAUGGGUGCCAGAUAAGAUAAAUUUGAGCUUUACCUAGGUUGUCACUGGAAUUGCUCAAUCUUGGCAUAGUAACUAGAGUGCUUCAUUGACUCGUGGAAAGCCUGUGUUCAAGUCGCUUUAUAGCCGUGAAGUUAUUUGGGUAUUGUGAAAAUACAGUAGGUGAGUUAAUGGUACGCUACAUGAAUGUACAUGGAGGAAUGCAGGAUGCUGGUAUGAUAAAAUAAAACUUUGGACCUCUUUUCAUUCCAGCUGGCCGAAUCGUAUUAGAAUUGUUUGCAGAUGUUGUACCUAAAACUGCUGAAAACUUUCGUGCAUUGUGUACUGGAGAAAAGGGUAUUGGACCAGCCACUGGAAAGCCUCUUCAUUACAAAGGAUGCCCCUUCCAUAGAAGUAAGUUUGUUUUGUUUUUGUUUCCUUGGGUUAGCUGAAAGGAAGAUUAUACUUGUUUUAAAUCCUUUCCUUUAUUUUGGUGUCCUACUCUUCUGUUUAAACUAAAACUUCCAUGGUGAAGUAUAAUUUAUAAAUGAAACAAUAAAUAACCACAAAACAGACAAAAAAUACAACAUAAAAGAGCAUCAGCAUUAAACCAGCAAACUGAAGCUGAAUCCUGACAAUAAGUAGGCACUGUUGGUGGGUGGGCCCAGUUCUUUGCUCUGUUGUGGAUGAAGUUGCGCUCCCUCUAAAGAAACAGGUUUGUUGUCUGCGGGUGCUCCUUGAUCCCGCUCUGUCACUGGGUGCCUAAGUGGCAAGAAGUUAUUUUUCCAGUUACAUUUGGUUAUCCAACUACAGCCAUUGCUGGACCAAGAUAGCCUUGCCAUCAUCUUGCUUGCUCUGAUAACAUCCUGUUUAACAUCUUACACAAGUGUUGCUUAUUGUGUGGGGAUGUGGGAUGGGGUCUUCUUGGUGGUUAUACUAGUAUGCAGAACUCCCUGUACUCAAGAAAUGUACCAUAUUUACUCAAGUCUAAUGCACCAUCAAGUCUAAUGCGCACCUCAAUUUUCAGAAUCUUGAAACUAAAAUAAGUAUUUGCUGGUGAAUAUAAAUGUGCUAUUGAAUCUAAUGUGCAUCUUAAUUUUCGCAACAUAAUUUGGCCAAAAAUGGUGAGCAUUAGAUUCGAGAAAAUAUGGUAUGUUCACUUAAGCUUAUAGAUUUAUAAUUUAUGCAUUACAUGAAAUAGGACUUUGGAAUGUUGUCCAACCUAAUGUUAGCUUUCAUCUUUCUGUGUUCAAAUUGUAGUUAUCAAGAAAUUUAUGAUCCAGGGCGGAGACUUCUCACAUCAAAAUGGAACAGGUGGAGAAAGCAUAUAUGGUGAAAAAUUUGAUGAUGAAAACUUCCAUUACAAGGUAAUGGCUUAAUAAUUAAAAUUGUCACUUGAUAGAAUUAUGAAUGUUUUUCAUUUUUACCAUAAUGAAAUGUGACUUUGCCUUAAAAAAAAGUUUUAUUAAAGCUUUUUUUGUGUAACAAACAAGCAGAUAAACAAAUAAAAUUACAUAUAGUGUCUCCACUUUCAAUUCAUAGAGUCUUUUUCACAAUUCAUUUCAAGUAAUUAUCUGUAUAAGGUCAACUCUAGCUGAAGUAUAUUUAAAUAUAGCUAACAUUUAACAAGUAUCUCAUUUGAGGGAAAUGUUUCAGACUCCUACUUAGUAUGAAUUCUUGAGAUCUAAUAUAAAAGCUGUUAAAUGUGAAUAAGAUACUUCAAAUUAAAUUCUGCACAUUAUCUUAAAUAUCUUAUUUAACUUUAUUAUUAAGUUCGUUGAGUGUCUGGGUUAUUUAUUACCCCCAGUUUAAUAAUUUCCUUUGGACAGGCACCAGCCUUGCUUGGCAUUGUAUCUGCUUCAGGAACAGCUUCUCUGCCUUUUGGCUAAGAUCAUGUGAAAACAUUCACUACGUUAAUUAAGAUACCGCAAGCCAUUUUCCUUGUAACCUUUUGUCUUGUUAGCAGGAUGUCUCUGAUUCUUCAUUCAUGAAUUAUUCUAAUCAGAAUUACACUGGUAUCUUUUUAUAUAGCACGAUCAGCCAGGUUUGCUCAGCAUGGCAAAUUCAGGAUGCAACACUAAUGGCUCCCAGUUCUUUAUCACAACUGUGCCAACUCCUCAUCUUGAUGGGAAACACGUCGUCUUUGGCCAGGUGAUCAAAGGCAUGGGUGUUGUAAAGCUACUAGAAAAUGUUGAAGUAAAGGAGGAAGAACCUGCUAAGGUAAGCUUCGACAGCUUUAGAAGAAAUCCUUUUUCAGUAUUAUAAAUGAGUCAAGUUUUAUUUUGGAAGUGUGAAAAACAGCUGAACUAUAAAGGAAGCCCUGCUGAUUUCAGAUGGCUACUGAAUUGUAAACCAAAGGUGUGCAUACAAACUUGGGUGGUAGGUUGUUGGCUGAAUUUGGCUGGGACUUGUGGCAAAAUCUCUUCUCUUGUAACAGUUACACGUAUCUAGUAAUUCCCAUUAUUUAACUGGCAUUCUAGCAAAUUGUAUGAUAUUCAGUGGUUUCUGAAAAUUCAGAGUAAGCUGUCUUUCGCAGGUAAAGUUGCCUUUCAUGUACUCUUAUUAUUUUUACAGUUAUGCAUCAUCGCAGAGUGUGGUGAACUGAAAGAAGGGGAUAACUGGGGACUUGCUCCUAUGGAUGGUUCUGGAGAUACUCACACAGAUUUUCCUGAAGAUUCUGAUGUGGAUUUAAAAGAUGUAAGUAUCUCUUCUCAUUGAGAAAAGAUGUUAGUGAUGCAGUGGGAGUUGUAAGGAAACAGAAAAUGAACCUCUCUUACCAAAAACAGAGUAGCAUUUAUUAAGACAGCACAAGGUUGUUGUGAGGGUCAAAUGGGGAAAGGGAGAAAAAUGUAUGCCACUCUGAACUCCUUGGAGGAAAGGUGAGAUUUAAAUGUAAUAAAAGAAGCAAGGCUGCUGAAGAUCUGGCUCAGGCACCACCGAUCAGCAAUGGCUGCAAAACCAUGUGCAAGAUGCUUUGCAAGCUCCAGUUGACCAUUGGGUCUUGCAGAGUGCUGUGGGCAGGUUUUCACAAGGCCUGAUGUUCAGCUGACUCAUAGGCAAGGGAGUAAAAAAUAUCAGUGUACUGCCUGCAGACAGCACGCAUAGCAAAGGGUGCAUUGGUCAUACAACAAAAUACUAAUGGGCUCCUGUAUCAGGAAAGAAUACUACAGAACAAAAGCCACACUUCAUCUCAACUCAUUCAGAAUUUAAGUGCCAAAUGAGUUUAAUCCAAGCUCUUCACUAGGCAGAGUCUAUAUAAUCUUUUAAUACGCCAACUGAAUAAAAAUACAAUAUAGUAAAGUGUUUUUCUGACCUAUGACAAAGUAAUGUGUCAUUACAUAGUCGGUUGUAAAUCCUGUCGCACUGAGGUUUUACCCAGAUUCUAAACUUGCAGGCCUUCUCAUAAAAAAUCAGGAAAAUGUUUUUGCAAAUUACAGAAUGAUACCAUCUCUCUCUCUCUCUGUUUUUGGUAGAUUCACCAGGUUGUGUCUAUAGCUGAAGAUGUAAAAAAUAUAGGUAACACUUUCUUCAAAUCCCAAAACUGGGCAAUGGCAGUCAAGAAAUACAGCAAGUCUUUAAGGUAAUAAAAUUGGGGAUUCGAAACUAACAUGGUCCAGAUAUUCUGGGACUGAUCAGAAGCAUAAAUAGGCCAUCCCCCCCUUUAUCUGCUUUAGCUAGUGUUGCAAGUUAGACAUGUGGUAAUACAAUAAUGCAAAUUCUGUCAUUUUAUUUUGUACAGGUAUAUUGAAGCUUCUAAAGCUAUAGUAGACAAGGAAGAUUUAGCAAAGUUGAAUGCUGUAGCAUUGAGCUGCUACCUAAACAUUGCUGCUUGCAGACUGAAACUGUUGGAGUGGCAAGAUGCAAUUGAAAACUGUACUAAGGUAUAUUGCUUAUAUUUUGGCUCAGAAAAAUUGAUAAAGUAGAAUCCAACAAACAAUUGAUGACACAAUUUUAUUUAAAACAAUAUGCAUAGCAAAGCAUUCUUAAUUCUUAUCUGUCCAGUUUCUGGAUUCAUUGCAUUAGGUCAGCAUUGAUGAAAAUUUUAAAGCUAAUAACCUGCCAUUUCUUGUUUGGCCCUCAAAUAGCAUUUCCCCCUUAUCGCCCUUUUUGUCCUACACAAUAAAUUCUGUUGAGGCAUUUUUCAAGCCCAAUUUAGUGUUCCACAACUCGUGUCAUAUUUAAAUGCUCUUGCCAUGUGCCUUGAUCCAUUCAUGUUUAGCAUCUGCAUGUUGGGAUGUAUUGCUUGGGCCAUUGAUCAGUAACACACAUAUAGGCCAACGCAUGUCUUAAGAGAUAUAAACAUAAUGAAUAGGGGAAGCCAGCAAAAUUUUUGCAGACCUACAUUGUGUUAUAUGUACCUACAUAUACCCCAAGAAAAUCAAUAGGAGCCCUCUUCUGUGUGUCCUCACAAGCUGAGAUUCAGUAUGUGGCUAUAAGAAGAAAUUGCUUUAGUGCAGCUUGAUUGAAUUCUUGGUAAUUUUGUGAUUAAAAUAUUUUGGUACUUAAUAGCCAUUGAUCUCUAGGUGAUGUAAAUUGGUUAUCAGAGUAGCCACAAGGUGUCAGUAUACUGUCCAGAUCUUUUUCAGUCUUAUUUCAUACUGAUUGUUCAGCAUGGUUCAGCGGCUACUUAAAUGGAUAGAUACCAGAAUGUCCACAAAAGACUGUGUAGAGGAAAACAAACAGCCAUUUAUGUUUUCUAUUACUUGGGCACACAGGAAGGUUUUGUUGCUUAUCAGAUUAGCGACUUGAAUUAGGCUGAUAAGGAGAACUAGCUUUUGCUUGAAAGAAACCUAGGAAGGAGUUGCAUCAUUUGUUUCCUUGCUAAAAACUUCUCGCGAGAUGCUGCUGCUCAAAUUAUUGCAGUAGCUGGUUUUGCUUACUGAAUCUUAAGAAAUAUCAGAAAUACUGUUCUUAUUAUUUUGCAGGCUCUGGCCAUAGAUCCUACAAACACCAAAGCACUUUACAGAAGGGCUCAAGCUUGGGAAGGAACAAAAGAUUAUGAUCAGGCAUUGGUAAUUACAAGUACUUGGUUUGACAUACAAUGUUAAAAUAAGAUAUACAUAAACAUAUUGCUUACUUCUUUUCUUUUUUUUUAAAGGCUGAGCUUCAGAAGGCUCAAGGCAUAGCACCUCAAGACAAAGGUAAAGUGCCAUUCUGCUUAGUACCAUUGACUAGGUAGCCUUUUGAAUAAGCUGCACUAGUUUCACCGCAGACUGAAAACAUUUUUUUGCUACUUGAGCCAGUAUAUGUAUCCCAUUGAGGGUGGGGAGAAAAGUAAGGGAAGAGGGUGUUAUGUACUCUGAAAUGAACAUGCAUGACUUUUAAGUUACACAGGCUUUUAAGUUACACAAGCUAUAUUCACACUAUUUUCUCUCCUGCGUUUUGACUAGCUUAUUCUUAAAUCAACCCUCUCUUGGGGAAAAUGAAUUUUUGGAAUGGGAAUUUGUAUUCUAAAUAGGUUACUUUUGGAGAAAGGUGUGAAAGUUCUGCAAAAGCAUAAAACAGCAAUUUUAACCACUUUUUGUUUGUUUACUUCCACAGCUAUCCAAAUGGAAGUACAAAAAGUUAAGCAGAAGAUAAAGAAUGAGAAAGAAAAAGAGAAGGCAGCUUAUGCAAAGAUGUUUGCUUAAGUCAAGAUAGUUUCUCCUCCUUAACUUGUGCACUGAUAAAGGCAGGAUUAGUAUGAGUAGCAGUGACAGUGUGUUAUUGACUGUCACUAAUACUGAUGCUGUUUCACAUGUUUACAUCUUGGCUUUUCUUAAGGUUGCAUAUAAUUUCAAACAUCUUUCAUUAUUAAGUUAAAUGGUAAGGCACUUAACAGUAGUAGUAUUUUAACCUAAAAAGUGUAUGAAAAACUACUUUGUAAAACUUCAGAACGAUCGAGUGCAAAGAAUUUGAACAAAGUUUGGUUACAUACCAGAGGCUUAAAUUCAACAAGCUAUUUCCAUCCCUUUUAUCCCUCACUUGUAACUCUCAUUACUGAAGAUUCAAAUGCUGUUAGAAUGGUGUUGAAGAAAUAAACUGAAUUUGUAAUCA
This is a messenger RNA of Podarcis lilfordi (Lilford's wall lizard), 8345 nucleotides long. NCBI's taxonomy places the organism in Eukaryota, Metazoa, Chordata, Lepidosauria, Squamata, Lacertidae. The record is from the annotation of a GenBank genome assembly.